Messenger RNA from Xyrauchen texanus (razorback sucker), 8630 nucleotides. RefSeq names its product neuralized-like protein 4. Gene Ontology annotation, molecular function: ubiquitin protein ligase activity. The record is from RefSeq and is a predicted model, not a curated record. NCBI's taxonomy places the organism in Eukaryota, Metazoa, Chordata, Actinopteri, Cypriniformes, Catostomidae.
CGCCCGUGCGAAGAUGGCGGCUGAGCUGCAUCCGCGCAGCGGAAAACUGAUCGGUUUAUCAAACUCUAACCGAACCGCUCAACGAAAUCAGCCGGUACAGGAAUUCAAUCACGGCCUGGUCCUCAGUCGGGAACCGCUGAGGGACAGCGAAGUUUUUACUGUCCGCAUUGACAAGAAGGUGAACUCGUGGAGUGGUUCUAUAGAGAUUGGUGUGACUGCGCUGGACCCAGCCGGUUUGGAAUUUCCCAGCAGUGCCACAGGUCUGAAGGGGGGCUCGUGGAUCGUGUCUGGCUGCUCCGUGUUGAAGGAUGGCCGUUCAGUCCUGGAGGAGUACGGUCGUGACCUGGACCAGUUGGGGGAAGGGGACCGUGUGGGCAUCCAGCGGAAUGGGAUAGGGGAGCUGCAUCUGUGGGUAAACGGGCAGGACUGCGGCAUGGCAGCCAGUGGACUUCCGUCCCGAUUGUGGGCCGUGGUUGACCUCUAUGGGAAGUGUACCCAAGUGACUGUGGUGAGCUGUGAACCUCCACCUGAAAUGGAAGGGGAUGAAGAAGAGGAGGUGGGGGAUGAGAUUGUGUCUACGCCAGCAGUGUCCAUUAUGGCAGAUCGUAACCACGAUGAUAGUGCUGGAGAUUUAGUGUUGUCUGUAGCUGGUGCUACAACAGCUCUGAUGAAUGGAUCAGUGGAAGUGCCUGAGGUUUCAAGGACGCACAAUCGGCCAGACAAAUUUCCAAACAACUUUGAGCCUGAUAGUGUUUUGACUGAGCAUCAGUUAUUUGAUGUGUUCAACAAUGCCAUUGUCUCUCUGUAUCGGUCUGAGGAUGAAGGUGGAGAGGACUUGGGGGUGGGAGGUGGGAGCUUGGACUCCUCGAGGGGCUGUACAGGAAGUAGUGGUGGAGGAAGAGGAACAGGAAGUGACAGUGGAAUUGGAGCUGCAGGUGGAGGCAGUAGCAGCAAUACCAGCCCAGCCGGGAACUCUGGUGGGGCAACGGGCCUUGGAGUGACCCCAGGCAGCAUGAUGACCAACGACGCACUGCUGUUCCACGAGAAGUGUGGCACGCUGAUCAAACUAAGCAACAACAAUAAGACAGGAGAGAGGAGAAGACCGCUGGAUGAGUUUAAUAACGGAGUUGUCAUGACCAACCGCCCACUCAGGCAUAAUGAAAUGUUUGAGAUUCGCAUUGACAAACUGGUUGAUAAAUGGUCUGGUUCCAUUGAAAUUGGAGUGACAACCCACAACCCAAAUAAUCUUGACUACCCUGCAACAAUGACCAAUUUACGCUCAGGCACAAUCAUGAUGAGCGGCUGUGGGAUUUUAACCAAUGGGAAGGGGACCCGUCGAGAAUACUGUGAAUUCAGCCUGGAUGAACUCCAGGAAGGAGAUCAUAUUGGGCUGAUGAGGAAAGCCAGUGGAGCUCUACACUUCUAUAUUAAUGGAAUUGAUCAAGGUGUUGCAGCCAACCAGACACCGGGUGUAGUGUAUGGAGUGGUGGAUCUCUAUGGCAUGGCAGUGAAGGUCACCAUCGUCCACAACCAUAAUCACAGUGACCGUUUACGGCGCAAUAAUGCCAUCAUGAGGGCACUUUCGCCUGAUGUGGGCCGCCCUCGGCCUGCUCUCUCAAUGACUCCCGAGCCAGAUAUCCUGGACCGUUUGCUCUUCCAUUCAAACUGUGGGCAGAAAGCUGCAAUCAUCAGCGAUGGCAGGACUGCUUUACGGCCUCAUGCAACGGAUGACUUUAACCAUGGCGUUGUGCUUAGCAACCGUCCGUUGCACUCCAAUGAGGUUUUCCAAGUGCGCAUCGACAAGAUGGUGGACAAAUGGGCAGGCUCUAUAGAAAUUGGUGUCACAACUCACAACCCUGCCUACCUUCAGCUACCUUCAACCAUGACCAACCUUCGCUCGGGAACCUGGAUGAUGACAGGAAAUGGCGUUAUGCACAAUGGAACUACGAUUCUUGAUGAAUAUGGGCACAACUUGGACCGCCUCAAAGCUGGAGAUACAGUGGGAGUUGUCCGAAAGGAAGAUGGGAGUUUGCACUUCUUUGUGAACGGAGUGGCUCAGGGCCCCGCAGCCUGGAAUGUUCCGACCAGUGUGUAUGCAGUGGUGGAUCUGUAUGGACAGGCUGCCCAGGCCACCAUCAUGGAUGACAUGGCUGAUCUCCCCCCCUUACCUGAUGACAGUUCUGAGGGUCCUACUGCCAUGUCUCCUGGCAGCCCAUGUUCAGUCUCAGGAGGUACAGCUGCCAACGACCUGCGCUUUCAUCAGCUGAAUGGCACAAAUGCAGUUAUUACGAAUGGUGGCCGAACAGCCUUUAGGCAAAACUGCCGCAGCGAAUUUAAUGAUGCCAUCGUUAUUUCAAACAGGUGCCUUCGAGAAGGAGAGCUCUUUGAAAUUGUGAUUCAGAAAAUGGUUGAUCGCUGGUCAGGCUCAAUAGAAGCAGGAGUGACAGCCAUCAGACCAGAAGAUCUGGAGUUCCCCAAUACGAUGACUGACAUUGACUAUGACACAUGGAUGCUGAGUGGUACAGCGAUCAUGCAGGAUGGAAAUACCAUGAGGAAUAACUACGGCUGUGACCUUGACUCUCUGAUUACGGGCUCCAGGAUUGGGAUGAUGCGUACACCAUCUGGAGAUCUUCAUUACUUCAUAAAUGGGGUUGACCAGGGUGUAGCAUGUACUGGGCUGCCAUCAGAAGUGUAUGCUGUGGUUGAUCUUUAUGGUCAGUGUGUGCAAGUGUCAAUUACAAGUACUUCUGGCCCACUGGAUAACAGUUUCUGUACCAGUAACAUCACAGAGAAGAGCUUCCCCAUACACUCUCCAGUGGCAGGGGUUGCUCAUCGCCUGCACAGCAAACAUGGGAAAAACGUGGUGUUAUUAGGAGAUGGUUGCCAAGCAUUGAGGGUAGGAGGAUAUGCCCAUGGAAUUGUCUUCAGCGCAAAGGAGCUCAAGACGGACGAGGUGUUUGAGGUGAAGAUUAACAAGGUGGAUGAGAGAUGGUCUGGAUCGCUCCAUGUGGGUUUGACCACCCUGCAGCCCUCUGACCUUCCAUCCUGCCCACUCAGCGGCCUCUCGCCUUCCCUUACCCAGCUGAGGUCAAAGGUCACCUGGGUCCUUGCAGGCUCUGAGGUCAGACGGAAUGGAGUUCUGCAGAGACAAAACUAUGGCUGCUCUCUUGACCGCCUCACGGUGGGAAAUCGUGUUGGUGUGAAGAGAUGCAGCGACGAUACCAUGCACAUCCUCAUUGAUGGAGAAGACAUGGGACCUGCAGCCACUGCUGUGGCAAAGAAUGUGUAUGCAGUUUUGGACCUGUAUGGAAAAGUGACGACCGUGUCCAUUGUCAGCUCAACACUAUUGGAGGAUGCAGAGAGUGUGAAAGCUCCCUCGCUCUCCUCCGACAGCUGCAGUGAGGGAGAGGAAGACAGCACACCUGUCAGGGAGUGUGAGAACGAGCCUUCUGUGGUCCCCACGGUCAUGACGUUUUUGGAAAAUCAUGGGAAAAAUAUACAACUGUCUAAUCAGAACCUUACUGCGGCCCGAGUGUCCAGCUACAACCAGGGAUUACUGGUCACAGCACAAGCUUUGCCCCGCCAACAACUUUUACAGUUUCAGAUAGACCGUUUGAAUCCAUUGUGGACGUCCUCUCUGUCACUGGGUGUGAUUGGUCAUUCACCAGACCGCCUCAACUUCCCUUCUACAGCUUGCUGCCUUAAACGCUCAGUCUGGCUACUGCAACGAGACUCUGUUUUCCACAACUCACUGAAGAUUUGUGAGAAUUAUGGUCCUAACCUGGACACCUGUCCUGAAGGGACAAUUUUGGGGCUUUUGGUAGACAGCAGUGGCUGUCUUCACCUCUAUGUUAACGGCAUGGAUCAGGGUGUGGCAGCUCAGGACAUCCCCAGUCCCUGUUACGCACUUAUCGACCUCUAUGGCCAGUGUGAACAAGUGACUAUAGUGGCGAACCAUGUGCCAGUAGUUGGUGGGGAGAGAGAAGACAUGCGUUGUCAAGGAGACAUGGAGAAGGCUGAUAUGGUAGAUGGUAUUAAGGAGAGUGUGUGCUGGACUCCUCCUCCCGAGGUUAAUCCCAAUAAGACGUGCGAGUAUCAGGCGCUAUGCUCCAGAUUUAAAGACCUGCUCACGCUGCCUGAUGGUUACUUCAAUGAGGAUGCAAAGUAUAAUCUGUGUUACUGUGAGUCCUGUCACAAAUUACGGGGUGAUGAGGCCUAUUACAAGCGAGGAGAGCCUCCAAGAGACUACGCUCUGCCCUUCGGCUGGUGCCGGUUUGCACUGCAGAUCAAGACCCACUGCGAAGUUUCCAAUGCCUUCAAGAAGUGGCAUAUUGCAUACCAUGGCUCUAGUGUCGGCUCCCUUAGACGCAUCCUGGACCACAACCAACUCUUGUCAGCGGAAUCGUCAUCCAUUUUCUCUUCAUCCCCACUAAAGACAGAGGGUCAAGGUAGCUACGGGGAGCCAGAGGAGAACAGCGCCCCAGAGCGUGAGAUUCCAUGUGUGCAGCUUUCUCCAACCAUGCGCUACUCUGGUCUGGAGGUCUUUGCCCCCAAAGUGCAAUUCCGAGACCCACGUUCCCUGCGCUGUCACCAGGCCCAAGUGGGCUUCCAGGUGUGUGUGCGGCCGGGCUCUUACAAAGUGGGGCCAACAUCACUGGGAAUCAGCGAGCCCCUGGACCCUCGAUUCAGCAAUGCAGAGAUUGAAUGGAUCACCAAGGAGAAAGGAGGCACACUUCUCUAUGGCCUGCUCAUACGGGUGGAGUAAAAUAGACACUCAAUCGAUGAUAUCGGCAUCAUCUUCCUCACUCCUCCAAUAUCAACCAAAUUUCUGCGCAGCCCCUCUCGGACUCUCAGGAUGCCUGAGGCGUUGAUGAUUUAGCAAUGGGUUACUUCCCAUGCUCAAUCAUCUCUGCAUGUUGUUUCAGACAAACUUUGGUUUUUCUUUUCUUUUUGAAGAAGGGUGACAUUAAUCCCCAGAGACAAAGACACUGCCUGCACUUUAUGUUUUGGACACUGGUGGGUGAUUUCUCAUUAAAUCCACUCAGCAGGCUCUCAAUUCACUUUUACCCUCUCUGCUCUGUCUCUCUCUCUACAUCUUUAAAUAUGUGUAUCACCCCUGUGUUUUUGCUUCUGACAGAAAUAAAACUGGACUGAAGGAACACAAGACCACCUAUUUAUAGCACAGCCUCGGAAUUUAUAUUUGUUUGUUUUCUUAAGACUUACAAUGGACAAAUCAACCUCGAAAAAAGAGACCCGUUUCAAAGAUAACACGAAAUGACAAUGUCAAGAAACCUGAAAACAUCUCUUAUCAGGAAGACACAACAGCGUGUUUGUUGUUUAUUUCAUCGCUGUAUUUUACUCACAUUUAAUUCUCAUAAUAGCUGUGUAUUUAUAAAAAAAAAUGGAAGGAAUUUUAGGCAAUAUGCAAAAUGUUGAUUAAAAAUGGCCACAAAAAGGCAAAAUGUUAUCGUAUUGCAAGAAAACUAAAGGAUUUCUAAAAUGUUUGUGAAUACACAGAUAUGAGUACUGUUUGUUUGAGCCUUUGUUAAGGUAGACACCAUUUGAGAAUGAAAGUGAGGCUGUGAGAGAAAAGAUAAACUGUCUGUUCAAUGGGUUGUAAUGUUGAACACCUUUACAUCGAACAUUCAGCUGAGAAAACAUUGAAAAAAAAAAAAAAAUUUAACAGAUUUUUAUGACAUUUGUUGUUAAACUUAACCUUAAAGGGAUAGAUCAACCAAACAUUCGCUCAUCAUUUCCUCACCCUCAUGCAAUCCCAGAUGUGUAUGACUUUUUUCUUCUACUGAACAUAAAGUUUUUAGAAGCAUAUAUCAUCUCCCAAAAGCAGCAUGUGGGUGAGAAAUGGAUCAAUAUUUAAGUCCUUUUUUACUAUAACUUCUCCUCCCUGCCCAGUAGGUGGCGAUAUGCAGGAAGAAUGCAAAUUGGCAAAAACAAAAGAAGUGUAGAUUUAUAGUAAAAAAGGACUUAAAUGUUGAUCUGUUUCUCCCCCACAACUAUCUGAUUUAACCACUGGAGUAAUGUGGAUUACUUUUAUGCAGCCUUUAUGUGCUUUUUGGAUCUUCAAAGUUUUGGUGAACAUUCACAUGCAUUGUGAGGACCAACAGAGCUGAAAUAUUCUUCUAAAAAUCUACGUUUUGAUUCUCCAGAAGAAAGAAAGUCAUACACAUCUGGCAUGUCAUGAGGAUGAGUAAAUAAUGAGAGAAUUUAAUUUUUAGGUGAACUAUCCAUUUAAUCUAACAAACUGAUUUCGUUUCACUCUUAACCUUGAUUUCAUUCGAGUCAAAUUAAAUAUGUAAUCUACCUUGACUAAGGUCUAUGUUGUGGGACUUUUAAGACAUUUUUACCUCAUCUGACCCAUUGAGGACCAUUACAUGUGUAUAUUACUGCAACUUUAGCACAUUCGGUUUAAGUGGACGUUUACACACAACCACAUGAUGAUUUAGCCCCUCACCCAAAAGCACUCAGUAACAAGAGAGUUUAUUAAGCUAUAUGUAUGUUUGAUCUGUGUCCACAUUUGGCCAAAGGCGAGUCCCAGUAGUCCGCAACAGUCAUGCACUUUCGCCCAUUAAUUUAGAUGUGCCACCUGUGGAACUUUUUUCUUAUGUCUCAAUUGGUUCACUGCUUUAGAUUUGGUUUACACACAGUUUAUGUUCAGGUCUGUCUCUGUUCUGAAAUAAUGUGUGGUGUUAACUUAAACCAAACCUAUUUGUUUUCUUACAAACUUUAGUGUAAGAACCAGGAUGUUAUUGUUGCUAAAAUUAGUGGUGGCAGGUGAAAAAAAAAAUGAAUUGAAAGGUCUGUUUAUGUUCUACAUUCAACAUCCUGUUUAAAAGGAAGUACUGUUUAUUCAACUAUUUUGUUGACGUGCCUCUGGUCUCAUGAAGAACCGUAGGAAUUGAAGAUGUCUGAUUGAAUACCUGGCCCCGAGAUUGGUGUUUAGACUGGGAAUGUGAUUUGUUAUUAGAUUGUUUACUCCAUGCUAGACAAAUUGCCAUUUUUAUGUAUUCUCUCGUGACUAAGAUUGCACAAAUGUAAGCCCUCGCUGGAACGACAAAAAUCAACACUCUUCUGACUAUAUCUAGACCCUUUUUCUAUCUCUCUCCAAAGGCAUAUUACAUUUAAUAGGGAUUUCUCUUUUUAUUUUGGUUGCAAGAUGACAUACUUGAGUGUACAUUUUACUUUAGCAAUUCCGCUUUAUUGCCAAGGGUGAUGUGGUAUGUAAAUCAAAAAAUGUGAAAACACAGGGUUCAUGUUGGCCCAUUGCUGCUUUUUCAGUCAUUUGUAUUAUUUGUUAAUGUUUGUUAUUUUUUAUGUCUGUGUGUUGUUGUACAGCCUGUUACAUAACACUAACAUUACCUUCCUUGUUUGUAAGAAAAUACAAAUCCCAAAAAAAGAGACAGUUAUGCACAACAUAUGUAAUCGGUGUCAUUUAUUAAUACAUGUCUGGGUGAAUCCAUAACAUGUCCAGGUCACAUUUUGGGGUCACAUUUUUGAGAGAAAAAAUUUAUAUUUUACAUAAAGAAAAUGAAGCCUGUUAUUGCAGUGGAAUCAUCAAUCGGAAUGAUUUCAUUCUGAUUAAAACAAAAAGUGUCCAUGUAAACGCAGCUACUGUCAUCAGAGCUCAGUAAAAAUAUCCUAUGGCAAUAACUUCUUAAGGCCGAUAGUGUUUCUAUCUUCGGUUGUUUGUUGAUGGUUCUUCACUCAACAUGUACACAAGCAUAUGUUCACUCCACAUACAACGAUUACAUUUUAAAACACACAGACUCAACUAGGAAGAGAGGGAGUGACCCAUACAAAUCAAAAGACAUCAAAAUUUAAGUCAAACUGAGAACCACCAAUUUGCACUAGCAAUGCAGAUUUUUUUUAUAUAUAGUCUCUUUCCAGAGACUUUUACUUUGAAAGUUGAACAUUCUUCCAACAAGUUAGACAACUGUUCCAUUGUCUUUUGUUAAAAAAAAAUUAAAAAAAAUGAAAAACACAAAGUGUUUGGCAUAAUGCUAUGUUUCUAGGGCUUUUCCUUAAAAUAUGUUGUAUAUUAGUAUUUGAGUAAAUUAUGAUAUUCCAGAAAAUUCUUUGUUCUGAAACCUGUUGUUUAAGACAGUGGUUCUCAAACUUUUGUACUCCAAGGCCCCCCAUUGUUGGAGAAAAUAUUUGAAGGCCCCACAUAUAGGCUAUUAGAUAUUUAUAUUAUAUCCAUUAUAAGAUAUUUCUUUAAAACUUGUGAUUCUAGAACUGUGUAUUGUUCAUAAAAAGCAAGCUGUUCAAGGGAGUUAAUACAUUUCUAGCACUUUAAGUUGAAUUAUAAUAAUUAUAUAAAAAUUAUUAUAAUCUUUCAUAUUUUAAGAGAUCUUGAGGCCCCGCUGGAAAUGUGCUGAGGCCCACUAUUGGGUCCCGCCCCCUGGUUGAGAACCACUGGUUUAUGCCUUAAAUAAAUAUUCCCAGUUUCAGGUCUGUCUUACACUUAUACUGGUUUAAUAAAUAAUUUUCUGCAGUUUUGAGGAGUUAAAGGUGAAGCGAGAAAUACUUUACAUAUAAAAAGCAAAUGAAAUGACAAAACAAAAAAACAAAACCGAAAUCGUACAAACAGACAUUGAAACAAGUCAUGAGAGGUG